Molecule: messenger RNA, 3264 nt
Organism: Cololabis saira (Pacific saury)
Lineage: Eukaryota; Metazoa; Chordata; Actinopteri; Beloniformes; Belonidae
Gene: pias1a
Product: protein inhibitor of activated STAT, 1a
Exons: 13
Coding region: 1-2118 (705 amino acids)
Biological process (GO): protein sumoylation; regulation of transcription by RNA polymerase II
Molecular function (GO): zinc ion binding; transcription coregulator activity; SUMO ligase activity
Source: RefSeq, a predicted model, not a curated record
AUGGCGGAGGGUGCGGAACUGAAGCAAAUGGUAAUGAGCCUGCGGGUGUCGGAGCUGCAGGUGCUGCUGGGCUACGCUGGGCGCAACAAGCAUGGACGCAAGCACGAGCUGCUGUCCAAGGCGCUGCAUCUGCUGAAAGCCGGCUGCAGCCCUGCCGUGCACAUGAAGAUCAAAGAGCUGUACCGGAGGCGCUUCCCUGCCAAAAUGGUCCCCCACUCAGAAAUGGCCCUGCCCGGCCCACAUCACCCAGCCUCAGCUGGGGUGGUUGGGGGAGGGGGCGCAGCACUGCCCGCCGGCCUGACGCAACUGGCAUAUGAGGGUCACGCCGGACACGGAGGAGCCCCUUCGCCUGCCGCUUUACUGCCCCUCUCACUGCUCGGUCCCGGGAAGCACGAGCUGACUGGAAUGCAUCACCUGCCCACCUCGGCCACGCUGCACCCCGUCCACCCGGACGUCAAGCUCGUGAGGCUGCCGUUCUACGACAUGCUGGAUGAACUCAUCAAGCCGACAAGCCUAGCCACAGACAACAGCCAGCGGUUUCAGGAGACAUGUUUUGCCUUCGCAUUAACACCACAGCAGGUUCAGCAAAUCAGCAGCUCCAUGGACAUCACGGGGACCAAGUGUGACUUUUCAGUUCAAGUUCAGCUGCGGUUCUGCCUGUCAGAGACGAGCUGCCCUCAGGAAGACCAUUUUCCACCCAAUCUGUGUGUGAAAGUUAAUGGGAAGCCAUGUAACCUGCCGGGUUAUCUCCCUCCAACCAAAAAUGGUGUCGAGCCUAAGCGGCCCAGCCGGCCCAUCAACAUUACCUCACUGGUCAGGUUGUCCACCACGGUCCCCAACACCAUCGUCGUAUCGUGGACGGCUGAGAUCGGAAGGAGCUACUCCAUGGCGGUGUAUUUGGUGAAGCAGCAGUCGUCCACAGUGCUGCUGCAGAGACUACGAGCGAAAGGGAUCAGAAACCCAGACCACUCCAGAGCUCUCAUCAAAGAGAAGCUAACGGCCGACCCCGACAGUGAAAUAGCCACAACCAGCCUUCGAGUGUCGCUGCUCUGCCCGCUGGGGAAGAUGCGGCUGAUGAUCCCAUGCAGAGCGCUGACAUGCUCCCACCUGCAGAGCUUUGACGCCACGCUCUAUAUUCAGAUGAAUGAGAAGAAGCCCACCUGGGUUUGUCCUGUCUGUGACAAGAAGGCCCCCUACGAGCACCUCAUCAUUGACGGGCUUUUUGUGGAGAUCCUCAACAGCUGCAUGGACUGUGAUGAAAUCCAGUUUAAAGAGGAUGGCAGCUGGGCCCCCAUGAGGUGUAAGAAGGAAGUGCAGGAGGUUUCCUCAGCUUCCUGCAACAACGGCCUGGAUGGGUGUCAGAGGUCCGACGGCUCGGAUCAGCGGAGCCCGUCGUCCUCCAGCCACGGCGACGGCAGCAACGGCAAAAUGGUGGAAGUGAUCGACUUGACAUUGGACAGCUCCUCUGACGAAGAAGAACCCGAUUCGCCGCCUCCGCAGCCUCCACCGCUGGCUCUUCCUGUCAAAAGGCCGUGUCCCUCGUUGUCCCCGGCCUCGCCGCCCAUCAUUAACAAAGGCAGCGUGUUGAACCUGCACCACCAGGCGUCUCCUGUGAGCCGCACCCCCAGUAUGCCGGCGAUGGACACCGGCUACAUCCCCCCGGUCCCCCCGCUCAUCCAGGACUACAGACCGUACUACCACACCCCCAACGACCUGUCAGAGUUGAACUUCUUCUCUUUUCUUCAAGGAGACAAUCAUCAGCAUUACAACAUGGUGAUGGCGGCGGCGGCUGCCGCCUCGGCCUCGGAUGACCACGAACUGCUCUUCAACCGCUUCCUGCCCUACAGCACGUCCUCCUCCGCCUCCCAGCUGUUCCUCAACCAGUCGACGGCCUCCUCCAGCACCUCGCUGACCGCGCCCACCAACGGGGCCAGCAACUCGGGCAGCAACAGCAGCCUGGUGUCGUCCAGCAGCCUCCGAGACGCCACGCACCUGUCCUCGCACGCCAGCUCACACUCCUCGCACACGCACCCCAGCGUGGUGGCCAGCCGGAGCAGCACUGAAGCAGCCGUGGCGGCGAUUUACAGCGGGAUACCCGACGUCAUAUCGCUGGACUGACCCCAGCAGGAGUCGGAGCGACGGUCCGGGCCCAGCGUCACCGCAGUUACAGACCCAGUCACACUGACCGCAGAGUACGGUCUCGGUGCAGGAACUAGACUCUAGUCCUCAGGGGAGAUUAAGAUGACAGACUGCCUCGAGAAGAGCACAAACGACAGAGAACGGGCGACAUCACUUAAAGGGAUCAGCUGUGGGUGUUGUGUCGGUGUUUUCCGGUCCAGCGCGUGAACCACGUUCCUGCUCCACUGGUACCGAGCCGGCACAAACCGCAGAGAUGCUACCUAAGCAAAAACACAAAGUUGGAAGGCUUUUCUUUCUUUCAUUUUUCUUUUUUUUUUCUUUUUUUACACAAAACAAGGAGUGGCACCAUGUACAGAGAACAAAAUCUAUUUUCCUCCUUUACUUUUGUAUGUUAAAUCUGAACAUUUUCAGUCUAGUGAGCUGCUUCUAUGGCUUCUUUCUAAGUGGAGGACUUCUCUUCUUUUCUUUUUUCUCCUCCCAUAAAAGCUUAUAAAAAUGCCGUUGACAUGUCUUCUUCUUCUUCUCUGUCGACUCUUUAAAUUUCCCAUCUCUGUCUGUCCAGCGUUAAUUUCAUUACUCUCCUUUGCCAUCGCUCAUGUUCACAUUUUCACAGUGUAUUUUUUUUUUUUCCUCCGAUGACAAAAACUUUUCAGAUGCUGAAUCGACAGUUUUAAUUGUGUGCUUGUAAUUUUCUAAUGCUUUUAAGUUAUGUAUGGUAUUUAAACAGUUAUAUAUGCAUUCCCUUUGACCGUGGGGUUAAAGCUGUGGGGAGUGUGCAGGUGCAAAUCAGCCAUUUCCGGGUUUUCAUUUUCACUUCUUGUAAAGACUCACUACAGCAUUUAGAAAUGAAACUAUUUAUACUUGCCAAUUUUAGACAUUUGAGCUGGAAGAGGUUUUUUUUUUUUUUUUUUUUUUUUUUUUUGCACAAUGCCAAAAAGUAGGUACUCAUGAAAGUGACCACAGUAAUCAAGAGUGCAGUUGCAUCUGCGUGCCAGUGUUUCUAGGCGAGCGUCCACUCUUUUAGUUUCGGUGGUUAUUAAGACUCUGUCCUCUUUUCUUUUCUUUGUCUCGUCUUCUCGGUUGACUGUUAAAAGGAGAUUCCAGUGGAGCUGCUGAGGCAGCAUC